Drosophila willistoni is the source of this 479-nucleotide messenger RNA. RefSeq names its product V-type proton ATPase subunit F-like. Gene Ontology annotation, biological process: proton transmembrane transport. The transcript has 5 exons. Lineage: Eukaryota; Metazoa; Arthropoda; Insecta; Diptera; Drosophilidae. Gene Ontology annotation, cellular component: membrane; proton-transporting V-type ATPase, V1 domain. Gene Ontology annotation, molecular function: proton-transporting ATPase activity, rotational mechanism. The record is from RefSeq and is a predicted model, not a curated record. The coding region runs from base 1 to 378 and encodes 125 amino acids.
AUGCCUUCUAAGAAAUCAGUAUCUUUUGAUAAACUGAUUGCUAUUAUUGGCGAUGAAGAUACUUGUGUUGGAUUUCUGCUUGGCUGCAUUGGUGAAGUAAACAAGAGUUUGGAGUCCAACUUUAUGGUUGUUUUAAGAGAUACUACAGCCGAGGAGAUUGAGGCUUGCUUUAAGCGUUUUGUGGGCCGUUCGGAUAUUGGCAUUAUAUUGAUUAAUCAAAUAUAUGCGGAUAUGAUACGUAAAACAAUCGAUGCCCAUACAAUGGCCAUACCAACUGUAUUGGAAAUACCAUCACAACAACAUCCUUAUGAUCCUAGCAAGGAUUCCAUUUUAAAAUUAGUAAAUGGCAUCUUUAAGUCACCUGCCAGGAAAAAGUAAGGCAUUAACUUUUCGUAAAUUAAAAAUUUAUACGAAUUUUUGGCGUUUUAAGAAAAUUGUCAAAAAUAAAUAAAAAGAAAUACAAAAAUAAGAAAAGAAAG